CACUCCCACUCUGCUUCCUGUGUGAAUUUGUGUGGGUUUUUGGUGCUUGUUUUGAGUAUUGUUGUAGUGGUUUGGGCUAAUGCUGGGUACUUGCAUAGUCAAAUUUGUUCUCAAUUUGGGAAUUUGAUUUUUGGGGAUUCCUUUGUUCAAAUAUUUUUCUAGGGCGAAGCAGUUCUAUGUUAGGUGGGGCUGAUUUUGGACUUGUUUUGGAGAAAAGUCCCAAAAGGAUGGCUCUAUAUAUAGGUUCUAUAUAUAUUAGUUUUAUGGAUUGAGAUUUCACCUUAGGGGGUAUAAUUAAUUACCUGUGUCAACAUCAAGUUAGUGUUAAUAGCUUAGGGAGUACUCCAUAAGUUAUCAUGAAACAUUUGGUUGGCAUUGAGAAAAUGCAUCAAUUUCGUUGGAUGGAUUGGGGUUUGACACAAAGAUGAGUGUAAUUCUUUGGUGGGAAAUCUCCAAUGGCUUCUUGAAAAACCAAUCAACAAGUUUUCUCAGUCGUCAAUGGGAAUGGAGUGUAAAACGAAACAGCAUGUGGUUUAUGGUGAUGAAGAAUGGUCUUUUGGGUUCUGUGAGCACGGUACUGGUGUCUUCCACUGUCCUUCAAUGCAGAAUCCAAUGUAUACAUACCAUGAAAGCAUCAAACUUGGACAAACCACAAAUUCUGUCUAUAAGAUUAAUCAAAUUCUCAGGGAACUGAGCAGAGAGUGGCCUGGAGAAUCAUAUGAUUUGCUAGCAAAAAAUUGCAAUCAUUUCUGUGAUGAAUUUUGUGAAAGACUGGGUGUUUCUAAGCUACCUGGUUGGGUGAACAGGUUUGCAAAUGUUGGAGACACUGCUGUAGAAAUAGCCGGAAACACAGCAUAUAGAUUUAGGCAAGCCAAAACCGAAAUCGUCACUGCCAGCAAAGUCGCAUAUCGGUUUUUAGCUGGAAUUGCAUCCAACAACAUGAUUACAGGCCCAGAUUCCCCCAGCAACUCUAAUGGUGGAACCCCCCGAUUCCAACCUACCUGGUUCAAGAACCUCGUUGCACCCGGCGAGAAACCUUCUAGUAGUUCGGAGCUGGAAGAUGAGGAUCAGCGACUUAGACAAGACGCCAAAGCACCUCUAUGAUCGGACUCUCUAGCUGACCACAAUGUCCAGCACCAUUGCCUGUGAACUUGUAUGCCAGAAUACCAAAACAUUUGGGACUCUUAAUCUUGCAAAUUGUUGUAAUAUUUUGUUGCAACUUAUAUAACAUUUGGAAAUUAAUAGAUUGUCGAACUUUUAUGUCAA
Molecule: messenger RNA, 1266 nt
Organism: Salvia splendens (bonfire salvia)
Lineage: Eukaryota; Viridiplantae; Streptophyta; Magnoliopsida; Lamiales; Lamiaceae
Product: deSI-like protein At4g17486
Exons: 4
Coding region: 499-1104 (201 amino acids)
Biological process (GO): protein deubiquitination
Molecular function (GO): deubiquitinase activity
Source: RefSeq, a predicted model, not a curated record